Molecule: messenger RNA, 2046 nt
Organism: Acanthopagrus latus (yellowfin seabream)
Lineage: Eukaryota; Metazoa; Chordata; Actinopteri; Spariformes; Sparidae
Exons: 4
Coding region: 350-631 (93 amino acids)
Source: RefSeq, a predicted model, not a curated record
UUGUGAAGGACGCGUGUCGGCUGUUAGCGGAAGUGUUGCUGUAGCUGCUGAAAAUUGAAGUUGCCGGUCAGCAGAAGGUCGGCCAACAACAACAGCAACAACAACAACAGCAGUUAGCAGCAGCAGUGAGGCUUAACUCAGAGUUAAACUGCCACCAGCGAGCAGCUCCGUCACUUUGAGCGGGAAACGCACAACUUCCGGUCACCAUUUGAACUAGUCGCCUCUCUCUGGAUUAUCUGCUAAUGCUAAUGUGCUAACGGACGUGUUAGGUGUGCGGCGGCUAACGUUAGCGUGCAGGCGUAUUCAGCUUAAGUCUCGCCGUAAGUUGUUAGCUCUGUUAGCUGUUAGCAUGCAGUGUGUUAACCUGCUGAAGAAAAGAAGUUUGGAGACGGAAGUGGAGCCGUGGAGACCGAAGCGGUUGUGUUUGGAGGCGGAGCUCCGGUCAGCCGAGUGUCCAAUGGAAACAUCCCACACUUUUACUCUGUCCAAUCAGCAGCAGGAACAGCAGGCGAGUGUCAGUCAUCAUGGCAUCACACAGGUGAGCAUGGUCCGAUCCAGACCGCCUCUGCUCUGCUGCCCCCGGUGUCUCGGAGGAGAACCAGGUCACAUCAACCACAUCAUGGGCCACUAAAGAUCUGAUCAACACCACUGAUGGAGGAGCAGGAGGAGGAAGAGGAGGCAGCAUCCUGUCCUCCUGACCCCUUCAGGAACCACGGAGUCGUCCUGUAAAAACUUUGAUGCAUCAGAAACCGUCCAGACAGACAACGUCUCACAGCAGUCCAUUCCUGCAGGAUGAUGUCAUAACCUCACCAACUGAAAGGACCAAUCAGGUGCUUUGUGAUAAAAUCUGGUCCCUUUCACUACAUGAUUACUGUCACAUCCUGCUGAUAGUUUCUUCUUUAGUUUCAACUCAAACCUGCUCACAGCUUCACUUCUUUUGUGCUGCUGGUGUGUUUAAGGACCCUCCGACAUCUGAGGUCAGACUCAAGUGUUUGUUGUCACAUUCUUCUGUUGAACUGAACUAGUCAAACAUUUAGUAUAAAUCAGCCUCAGGUUGUGUCUGCUGUUCUCUGGUUCUGGACAUGUCUCAGAUGUCCUUUGGUCCUUGAACCCACCAUCAGGUGGAGUGUAUAUAUAUAGCAUUAUUGUGUUUUAAUAAUGAACUUUAGGAUCAGUUAUCACAUCAGAGUAUAAGCCCCACCCCCCCCCCAGCUGGUCCCCUUCCUCCUACCUGAUAUCUGAUUGCUUCACUUUACAAAGUAACAACGUUGAAAUAUCCGACACGCAGUGAACUCACCAGUUUAAUGGAAGCGUGUAGUUCAGUAUCAGAUAAUGAUAACCAAUAAUCAGCUGUGAUUGGUCAUCAUGUCAUCAGUGAUGUGACCUUUGACCUCCAGGCUUAGACGUUCACCGUAAAGGGCUAUUACACUGUUUGUAAUGCACAUUACAACAUGUCAACAGCAUUAGCUUAUUAGCUUAGCAGGAUGGCUAACAUAAGUUUAAUCAGUGUUAUUAUUCCUGGGUAAAAAGCUAUGACAGCUUCGUCCAAUCAGAACACUUGAUGUGCAUCGGCCAAUCACAGACAGUUUUUAUUAUGAUUAUUAUGAUUUGUAAAUGUUUUUAAAUGAAUGCUCACAGACAUCCUGCAGAGCCUCGGUUCUGUUCCUCAUGUUCAGUUCUGUGUUCUGACACUCCUCUCAAACAGACGAUGUGAUGUUUGGACACGUGAUCGUUCGGUUCAAGUUAUAACAAAGACAUGACAAAUGUAUCAAGUCAGUUGCGUAUUUAUUUAUGAUUGAUGGAUUUGAUCGACCAGACUGUCAGAGGGACUGAUGAUCACCAUGAGCAAUGUGUUCUUCCUCUCAACAUUCAACGUGAAUUAAAGGGAAAAUCAGUCAAACUGAAAUCUUCUGGUUUGUAAAAUUUUCAUGAAGUCGAUUUUUGUAUUGAAGCAUUUUUAUGAAUCUGACUGAAUGUAAAGAGCUCUAUUUUUGAUGACAUCAUUUCCUGCUUACCAAUUUAAAAUAAAACGUGUCUGAAAACUGA